This is a messenger RNA of Wallemia ichthyophaga EXF-994, 927 nucleotides long. RefSeq lists its product as uncharacterized. Lineage: Eukaryota; Fungi; Basidiomycota; Wallemiomycetes; Wallemiales; Wallemiaceae. The coding region runs from base 1 to 927 and encodes 308 amino acids. The record is from RefSeq and is a predicted model, not a curated record. The transcript has 4 exons.
AUGCCUAAGAGACAUAAGCAAUCUGCGAUACACGAAGCUGCUGUCGAAGAUGAAAGUAUUGGAGGUAUUAACGACCCCGGUAAACGUGAAGCUGCCGGUGAAAGACGUCGUCUUAUCGAAAUUGAUCCUUCUAGUACUCUCAAGGCAAAUAAGAAGAAGCUCAAAGAAAAAGUAGACGCCCAUAAAGUUGAUCUUCUCGGUAAACGUAAAAGAAAGUCCAAGAAGUGGGUCAGAGAUGUUGACCCUAACGUCUUGAUCGACGAUAAUGCUGCAGAAAACUCCAAUAAACUUCCAUCUGCUAGUGUCAUGAAAAUGAUAUACAGCCAUACGGCUAACUACUAUAAAGGUAAAGGUAUUCUCGGUGAAGGUAGCGACAAUGGUAGUGAUAACGACAGCGAUGAAACAAAUAAUGAUAUUGAUAUAGGCAGUAGUAAUAAAGACCUUAAUCAAGGCCUUAUCCAAGACAACAAUCAAAGCAAUGAUGAAAAUAACAAUCACGUCGAUCCAACGCCAGUCCCACGACAGGACAUGUCUUACGCUUUCGAUGGUACAUCUUUAGUCUGCCUUGGCCUUCUUUUCGAAGAAUUGAUUGUACACUACACCAGAGACCUCAUCGAUGAGGAUAUCGAUGUCGCUAGAGAAGAACCAGAGGAUUUAUCCGGCUUAAAUGAUAACACGCCGCAAGCUUCCGAAAAUAUCAUAGCUACAAAUGCGAGUACAUCUCACCAAAUUAACGCAAAAUCAAAAAAGAAGUCUACCAAUAAGCAAUCAGACCAAUUUAUCAAGCAAAAAGCUUUAGACGACCUUUCAAAAAAGAAAGUUGAACCAGACUCAGAAGAUAACCUUAGUCUCGCAAGCGACCCUGACGAGAAUGCACUGAAAUCUAGCCCAUCUAUACCUUCUAUUCGUUCACCGUCGAUCGGUUAA